This is a messenger RNA of Aspergillus nidulans FGSC A4, 1318 nucleotides long. RefSeq lists its product as uncharacterized. The record is from RefSeq and is a predicted model, not a curated record. Lineage: Eukaryota; Fungi; Ascomycota; Eurotiomycetes; Eurotiales; Aspergillaceae. The transcript has 2 exons. The coding region runs from base 1 to 888 and encodes 295 amino acids.
AUGGACCCCAACGCUUCUGGCUAUCCAAUGCAGCACAACCCCGGUUACCCUGUCCCUUCGCAGGGCACUCCACAACAGUUCCCUUACUAUCCGAAUCAGAUGCCGUCGUUUCCCCAGUCAAAUGCUCCCUCGCAGCCCUCUUUCGGUGCUGUACCACUGCAACCAGGCGGAGCUAUGAUGCCCCCAGCCUUUCCACAGCAAUCGCCAGGACCUCACGCGAACUUCUCGACCCCAUUUUCCCAGCCCCCCGUUACCGGUCCUUUUCCUCAGCCGACAACCACAACGCCAAAUAUACCCGCGACGCAAGCGCAGACCUUCCCACCAAACAUGACCUCUGGUCUGACGAAGACUAUGGCUCCUGUUCAGCAGCCGAUCCCUGCGCAACAGGCUCCGAUACAGAAUUCUGCCCCGGCUGUUCAAUCACCAGGCGUACAGUCUCCGGCAGCGCUGGCGCGGGAAAAGGAGCGUGUCUCGGUUCUUUUGGAGAUAAACUCGAUUCUGCUGCAGGAGGCCAUCAACCUCCAGACAUCAGGCAAAGCAGGCGGCGCACCCGCUCAACAGGGGGAUUCGAACCCGUCACCGACUGAAUCGGCUCCCGACAAAAACAUUCAACGAUCCCCCGAAUACGUUAAUUGCAUGCGCCGUCUGCAAGCAAACCUGGCAUAUCUAGCAACGGUGGCAGACAAGGGCAAAAAGUCUGGAGGUGUUGUCCCUCCAGCACCCGCCAUUAUGACACCGCCUCCCAACCUGCCGGCCGUCAAUGACCUCUAUACGAAGCUGAAUGAGCUCUUCCCGCGUACUGCGCAAGGAACAGCGAACCUUAAUCAGUCUGGCGCCCAAGGAAAUGGGGGUCCGAACCUAUCGCCCACUACUGAAAACGCCGUGUGAGCCGUUUGCUAGAAUAGCGCUAUGCACGCUUGCAACAAUUUUCACGAACGCCGGAACAUUGGAAGACUGCGCAGUAGCCCCUGGAUCUGUUGGCUAUCCACCCAAGGCUCUUCGGUCAUAUCCCGCUAGUCCGUCGUACCCUGCCAGGGCUCACGCCUAUGCGAGAGGGCAGUGACGCAUCUCGAUCGACACUGUUUAUGCAUGUCUCCUACUUGGUUUGUUCGGCAGGGGUUUUUUCAGGCCACAAGUUUAUAUGACUUGAAACCCCCCACGAAUACAGUCGGAGGGUACUUGGGCAUUUGGAAAUGUCUACCUAGAGAGAGCGGCUUAGAUUUGUACAUAGUUAUUAUUCUGUACGGCAGUCAAGAGUUGGGGACCUGUGCAGAAAUCAUGUAUGUGGACCGUGCGUCAGACGGUUGGCUUGUCACAC